UACAACAGAACAGAAAACACUAUAUUUGACUUCGUUUCUUUCCCCACAUCAUUUCAUCCCAGUUUGAAACGUCAGAGAAAAAGAGUAUAUUAAUGAAAGGAGUAUGAAGACAAUAUCAAUGGUAUCCAGUGAAGUCUGGAAGAAAGUAUUUAUAGAUGUUAACAAGGCUGUUGUAUUUAUAGACAAUGCAUGUGCAGAAGUCCUUCAUUGGAAUGGUGGGUUGUCUGCCCUUACUGAAGCAGGAGCUGUUGAUGUUAAAGAAUUUUCAUCUUUUGAGAGUGCCCAGAGUCAUCAAAAGAAAGCUGUAUUUAUUACAAGUAGCUGCUUAGAAGAAGUGAUAACAAGGGAAAUAAUCCAAGAUAUAAUUCAGGCUAGUCAUUUUCAGUAUGUCAUCAUAAUAACAGCAGUGACUCCUAGAAUGCAUCUCUUCAAAAAAUCAGGAAGCUAUGAUGGUGAUACACAUUCCAUUUUUGAUGCACUGGAAGAAGAUCUCUUAGAAUGGAUGGAAAAUAUGAAUUACACAGCUGAGAUCAAGCAUAUACCUAUUCUUAUGUCUUGUAUAAGCAAUAACGUAUUUAUAACACCAGCAUUUACAGAGUUAUUCCCCUUGAUAGAAACAGAUGUCAAACAGCUCAGAAUACAACAUUCAAGUAAAAAGGUUGAGAAGAAACAAUUUGAAUGUUUAAAUGACCUUGACAUGACCUGUCUACCAGCUAAUCUACAGAUUUGGUUCAAAACAUUUGUUUCUAGUAUUGACAGUUUAUUGUCAGAAUUAGCUGUCAGUGAAGACUGCUACUCUAUAGGACCAACUAGUAGGAUCUUGGCUACUGAAUUGGCUAACUAUCCUCCAGCAAAGACGAGACGAAAGUCAACACAGAAUAAGGCCUCCAUUGUAUUUGUUGAUAGAACCUUAGACAUAGGAUCAUCAUGUACACACCAGACAGAAACUUUGUUUGAUAGAAUUGCUAGUGUAUUUCCUAGAUUACCAGGCCAUAACAAUGAUGUGCUAAUUGAUAUGUCAUCACUAUGUCAUGUACACAAAGAUGCCUCCUCAACUGUCUUGCCUGGGUGUUUAGCUUCAUUUAAUGGACACAGCCAACAACAUUUACAACCACUUCUAACAAAUAAAGUAAAGGAAGGUUUGAUGGAAGUAAACAGACAGUUGGUAGACACAGCUUCAAAAGAAAAUUUACCAUUAAAGCUUACAGGCAAACCUGGGCGAGUUACUGCAGAUCAGUUGGAAAAUACUCUUUCACUUUUCAAGGGGAAAUAUGACAUGAUUCUUAAACACAUCAAUACGUUACAAGUUUCUAUGGCAGUCUUCCAGCUGUUAAAAAGUCAGAGACAACAACAAUUAGAUAGUCUAUCAGGGAUUGAGAAACUGUUAAUACAGGGUUACAGUGAUGAGUCAGAUCCUUUAGAGGAGAUAUACAGACUUAUUAUCACAGAGACAGAGAAGUCAACAACUGAAAGGUCCUGCACAUUAGAUGAUAUAUUCUGUCUAAUUAUGUUUGUUUAUUCUGUAUAUGGGACCAGGAUUGGGGAUGAUAAAGAAGAACAAGUUAAGGCUGUUUUGGUGAAGUUUGUUUUGAAAGAGAAGAAUACAUUGCCACCAUUAACCCAGCAGAUUGUUGGUGAUACAAUAAAUGAAGAAGUUGUAACAGCCAUUCUGGAUGAUGCUUGGCAGAAGUUUAAAGCUAUAUCAUCUGCAAGAAACAACCUUAAACAAUUCAGUUCUGUAUGUGAAGAAAGUGCUUUAGGACCUUCACAGCUGAUGCCAAUACUUAAACAGCUGAUCAAUGUAAUGUUUGAUCCCAGCAAACCAGAACUUCCUGAUGUGGAGCUGAAAUCAUUAGGAUUUGGGGAUCUUUUGAAGUCUGGCUUUGGGUUAUUUAGGACAGUGAGUAAACCACGCCCUAGUGACCAUCCAUUACUGAUUAUAUUUGUUGUUGGAGGUGUAACUUCUACAGAACUCAAACAAAUAAAGGACUUAUGUGCAUCACUUAAACUUUCAUCACAGGUAAUUGUUGGGAGUACAAGACUAGUUAAACCAGAAGACAUUGUGACCUCAAUAUUAUGUCAAGAUAGAAUCAACAGGGUCUGAUUAUUGUGCAAUAAAUGGUUAAUUUAACUCUAUAAA
Molecule: messenger RNA, 2140 nt
Organism: Mytilus trossulus (common blue mussel)
Lineage: Eukaryota; Metazoa; Mollusca; Bivalvia; Mytilida; Mytilidae
Product: sec1 family domain-containing protein 2-like
Exons: 16
Coding region: 104-2104 (666 amino acids)
Biological process (GO): intracellular protein transport; vesicle-mediated transport
Source: RefSeq, a predicted model, not a curated record